Oncorhynchus mykiss (rainbow trout) is the source of this 1610-nucleotide messenger RNA. NCBI's taxonomy places the organism in Eukaryota, Metazoa, Chordata, Actinopteri, Salmoniformes, Salmonidae. The record is from RefSeq and is a predicted model, not a curated record.
GAAAAAAAACAAGGACAUGUCUAAAUGACCCCACACUUUGGAACGGUAGUGUAUAUAUUAUAUAAUAAACCAUUUAUAUACAUUUUAUAUCAGUUCCUUCCAGCUAGGCAGAGAGGGUGUAGAAACAGGUUACCAAGCAGUCUGCAGAAACAGGCUACCAAGAAGACUGCAGAAACAGGCUACCAAGCAGACUGUAGAAACAGGCUACUAAGAAGACUGCAGAAACAGGCUACCAAGCAGACUGUAGAAACAGGCUACCAAGAAGACUGCAGAAACAGGCUACCAAGCAGACUGUAGAAACAGGCUACUAAGAAGACUGCAGAAACAGGCUACCAAGCAGACUGUAGAAACAGGCUACUAAGAAGACUGCAGAAACAGGCUACUAAGAAGACUGCAGAAACAGGCUACUAAGAAGACUGCAGAAAUAGGCUACCAAGCAGACUGUAGAAACAGGCUACUAAGAAGACUGCAGAAACAGGCUACCAAGUUACCAAGAUGGCCGCUUUGAAAGAUUUUUUGAAAGCUGAUGAUAUUCAGAAGGCCCUUGAUGCAGUCAAAGCGGAGGGUUCCUUCGACCAUAAGAAGUUCUUUGCUCUGGUGGGCCUGAAGGCAAUGACUCCUGACAAUGUCAAGAAGGUGUUCCAGGCUAUUGAUGCUGACCAGAGUGGAUUCAUUGAGGAGGAGGAGCUCAAGUUUGUGCUGAAGAGUUUCGCUGAGGACGGCAGAGACCUGACCGACGCAGAGACCAAAGCCUUCCUUAACGCCGCUGACAAGGACGGAGAUGGAAAGAUCGGCAUCGACGAGUUUGAAGUCUUGGUCCAUGAGGUGUAAAGAGCACCUCUAGUCUCCCCCUUUCUCCUCCCCCCCCCCCCCCCCCCCCCCCCCCAUCACCCAAAAAGCACCAUCCAGUCCAGGGUGAAGUUUCUCCUCCACACAGAUCUAGGAUCACCUUCCCCAAUCCUCCCAACCUUAACCAUUAGUCGGGGAAAAAUGCCAACUGACCCAAGAUCAGCGUCAAGGCUACUUCACCCUACUCCGCACCACGCAGGCCCGGUCUCUCUAACCAGAAACAGUACCAGAGACGUCCACCAGGGGGAGGUAGAGAGGGGACUCCCCAACAAGCACUACUGUAUUUAUUUGUAUGUUUUUCUACCGCACCAACAUACUGUAUAUAUGUCCUGUUUUGAUUUGAAAACAUCAUGACUGUCUCAUUUUAAAAGAAAACCUUUCCUGUAGAUAUAAUGUGCCAGACACCUUCCCUUUCCUCUCUAGCCGUCUAUGGACCCUAUGUCACCUUACCCAAAUGGCACCCUAAUCCCUUUAUAGUGCACUACUUCCAGAGGGUGCCAAAAGGGAAUAGGGAGCUAUUUUUAAUAGAGUGCCAUUUUUGGGGGACUGAACCCAUACAACCUGUGUCUCUCAUUCUUUAUUUUUUCCACCUCACACAUACCUCACACGUACCCUCCUUCCGUUCCUUUCCUCCCUCCCUCAUUUCCUCCUUCCUCUCUCGUCGGGUGAUGAGAUGUAUAAAUAAAGAGGUAGAGUGGUGAAGAGAGAGAAAUUAUUCAAAAUAAGAAAUACUAAGAAAUAAAACACCUUGAGUAAAAUGA